Molecule: messenger RNA, 547 nt
Organism: Trypanosoma cruzi
Lineage: Eukaryota; Euglenozoa; Kinetoplastea; Trypanosomatida; Trypanosomatidae
Exons: 1
Source: RefSeq, a predicted model, not a curated record
GAAGCGAGGGUCAUUAGGGGAACGUUUCUCCAAAGAUACCCAUUUCUUGGAUACAAAAACUCUUCCUUGCAAGAUGUCACUGACGGAGGCGAUGGUGGAUCGGGCGUUUUCUCCUUCCAACAGGUUUUUACAUGCGGUUGCUCGCUGCGACCCCGCGUUGCGCUCAUCGCUUGAGGUUAUGGAAAGAAUUAAGCGGCAUGCGCUGCUUGACCCGGUGUUUCAGGCUGCAGUAGAAGAGGCACAUGCGUGGGAGGAGACGUCUAUACAGAAACAUCUUCAAAAUGGCGGCGUCAGUGCAAAAGGCGAGACGCGCAAGCAACGUCGACUGCGGCGUGCCGAGGGCAGUGCCACCCCGAUUCUUGGCGGUCCGCUUGCCAAACCACAACAUGCGGCUGACAUCCCAUACUAUUACGGUAAUAUUCGCAGUUUUGUGCCACCGCAAGGGCGGUACAACAUGCCAGCGCCCCGUUUGUCGCGGGAAGAGGCUGCCCAAUUGCGUAACCGAGAGCGCAAGCAGAAGAAAUCACGAAUGCGUUUCAGCCAGUAA